Prunus mume (Japanese apricot) is the source of this 2087-nucleotide messenger RNA. RefSeq names its product Nuclear transport factor 2 (NTF2) family protein with RNA binding (RRM-RBD-RNP motifs) domain-containing protein. Gene Ontology annotation, cellular component: ribonucleoprotein complex; cytosol. The record is from RefSeq and is a predicted model, not a curated record. Gene Ontology annotation, molecular function: mRNA binding. Lineage: Eukaryota; Viridiplantae; Streptophyta; Magnoliopsida; Rosales; Rosaceae.
GCUUUCCUGGGUUUUGAUGAGCGGUUGCGAUUCGAAGUAAUCCAACGGCUGUGAUCUUCUGCAGCAAAACCCUUUAAAAUUAGCGAAUCGGAGUCUCAUAAGCCAAAGCCGGAAGCAAGCAAAAGCAGAAAGAAGCAGAGGCAGAACCCUUUGGAGUAUACAAAGCCCACUCUCUCUGUCUCUCUCUCGCGCUCUCGACGCUAAGCUCUGUAUCGUUUCCUUGGUUUUGAAGAUUUCUUGGCGGUCUGAGCUUCUGGUACUUUCGAACGACGAAUCCCAAGGUGCCGUAAAACCUUGGGUUUAGGGUUUGGGAUAUAUAAUUGGCUUGUGUGUGGAUCUGUGACCGAUCGAUCAGAGUGUAGACGACAGUGAGUUAGGGUUUCGUAGAGUAUAACACGGAAGUAUUUCACCGUCGCUGCAUGCGUUUGUGUUGAGAGAGGAGGCAAUGGCAAGUUCUUAUCCUGGAGCUGUUAGUGCUGUUCAGGUGGGGUCGUACUUUGUGGGGCAGUACUAUCAGGUUCUUCAAAAGCAACCAGAUGUUGUUCAUCAGUUCUACUCAGAAGGAAGUUCCAUUAUCCAUGUCGAUGGUGAUUCCACAGAUUCUGCUUCCAGUAUAGUGCAAAUUCAUACACACAUACUGUCACUACAUUUUACUUCAAUUGAGGUCAAGACAAUCAAUUCUAUUGAUUCUUGGAAUGGAGGUAUUCUUGUGAUGGUUUCUGGUUCUGUUAAAACAAGGGACUCCACUGUAAAGAGGAAAUUUGUCCAGACCUUCUUUCUGGCUCCUCAGGACAAAGGUUACUUUGUUCUCAACGAUAUCUUUCAGUACGUUGAAGAUGGAGUUGUUUUACAACAUCCUGCACCCAUACAGUCAGAAGGCAGAUAUGAUGUGCAACUGAGUGCCUCUAGCCCUCUUCCAGAGCCACCAGUUUCUGACUAUGUUUUCGAGGAAGAGGCAAGGGAGUACAUGAACUCUGUUGAUAUAGAAGAUGAUCCAGUUGACAAGUAUAGUCUCCCAGAGCAACAGGUGCAGCAAGAUUAUGAGACUGAAGUUGUGGUGGAGGAAACUCCUGCAGAGGAAACAUAUGCUUCAUUUCAAAGCGUGGUGAACACUGUUCAAGAAACACCUGCUGUUUCUGUAGAGGAACCGGUGGGAGAGCCUGAAAAGAAAACUUAUGCUUCUAUAUUGCGAGUUGCUAAAGGGCCAUCUGCACCAGCAAUAACUCCACAACCUUAUUCCAGAAGUGCUCAAGCUCCUUCAGAAUGGAAUUACACGCCUCAGCCCACUGUUGAACAAUCCAACUCUGCUCUAUCGUUUGUGCCUGAGUCUGGGGCAGAAGCAGCAGAGGAAGGUUACGCGCUAGAGGAAGAAGGUGAAUUGAAAUCCGUCUAUGUAAGAAACUUGCCUCCUACGGUUACUGAAGAUGAGAUCGAGCAGGAGUUUAAGAACUUUGGUCAAAUUAAACCUGAUGGGGUCUUUGUUAGGGCUCGCAAGGAAAUUGGAGUUUGCUAUGCUUUUGUUGAAUUUGAAGACCUUGUUGGCGUUCACAAUGCACUCAAGGCAUCUCCGAUUCAGUUGGCUGGAAGGCAAGUCUACAUUGAGGAGCGGAGACCAAACAGCACUGGAGCUGCUCGAGGAAGAGGAAGGGGGAGAGGCAGAGGCAGUUACCAACCUGAAGCCACAAGGGGGCGUUUUGGUGGCCGGAGUUCAGGCAGGGGUAGUUACCAGGACGGUGGAGAUUACAGCAGAGCGAGAGGCAAUGGUUUCCAACAGCGUGGCACACGAUAAGAGGAAGGAUUUUAGAAGCACACAGGCAGAAGAUCAAGGGAAACAUUAUCUGUGUUUGAAAGCUUUUCGAGAUGCAGAAGAUUCCCAGUCUAAUAUUUCCUCUAGAUGGUUUCAUGAAAUUGUAUUUGUACUUUUCAAUGUCACUUACAUGAAAGUUUAUUUGGACUUAAGUCGACGGUUUAUGCUUACAAGUUUUCUCUCCCCUUGGAUGGUUUUUAUCAUGCAAUUCAAGCGGGGAAUUUUGGGCCUUUCAAGCCCCAAGUUGUGAGGAAAUGUGAUAAGAUGUUUGUUUCAAGUU